CGAGGAAGACAUUCCAUUGCCUAUCAUUAUGCGCAACCUGUCGGUCAUCGUCUUUUUCUUCACUUCAUUUGUGAUUCUCGUUUCGUGUUACAAUGUUCCACCGACUGGAAUUCCAGCAGUUUCAGAGGUCGACACCAUGAUUCGUCAAUGCUUCCAAACAGCAUGCAAAGAAUGGAUGGCAGAAUGUCAUUGGUAUUGUGAUUCGAUAAAAGGAGCGAGCUUCCUGCGACGAUGCAAAGACUGCCUCAGCUUCCGUGGCCAGCAAUGUAUGGAUUGUUUCGAGCUCUGAGACUCAACAACGGAAAAUGAAGUUCUAAUUUAUCUGUUUUCAAAUUUAAAAUAAUCAUCAGUGCAAUAAAUUUAUUUGAAAUCCAAA
This is a messenger RNA of Caenorhabditis elegans, 376 nucleotides long. RefSeq names its product Venom protein (gene ven-1). Bases 29 to 289 code for a protein of 86 amino acids. The transcript is spliced from 3 exons. NCBI's taxonomy places the organism in Eukaryota, Metazoa, Nematoda, Chromadorea, Rhabditida, Rhabditidae. The record is from RefSeq and is marked reviewed.